Xiphias gladius (swordfish) is the source of this 2727-nucleotide messenger RNA. It is a transcript of the gene arpp21, whose product is annotated as cAMP-regulated phosphoprotein, 21. The transcript is spliced from 20 exons. The coding region runs from base 304 to 2289 and encodes 661 amino acids. The record is from RefSeq and is a predicted model, not a curated record. Gene Ontology annotation, molecular function: nucleic acid binding. Gene Ontology annotation, cellular component: cytoplasm. NCBI's taxonomy places the organism in Eukaryota, Metazoa, Chordata, Actinopteri, Istiophoriformes, Xiphiidae.
CUCCGACACAGACAGGCAAAAGGCGGAGGAGGAGCAACGGACCUCACAGUCAACAGACGCUGGGUGUACGGCAGACGGUCGGUCGGUAGGCUACACCGACAGAAGCCCACGGAGGGAGGGAGAUAUCAGCUCACGGCUAUUUUCCAUUGAACAGUAAAGCGCCGGCAAAGCGAAGAACAGUAGAGCAGGCGAGCACGGGCAGAGAGAGGAUAAUUGCGUUUCUGUCUGCCCUGUGGGAACAUGGGAUAUAUGACCUCAUCAUUCACCUGUGAGGCUCUCCAGUAAACAACUCCAGAUAGAAGGAUGACUGAAGCUGCAAUAGAAAGUACGGAUGUCCUCCUAAAACCCUGCGCUGUGACGCCAUGUGAAGUCAGCAGCUGCCCCUCCCCUCCACCAUGUCUGCCCCUCUGCAAUCAGAGGGAAGAUGCGGACUGUCACCAUGACAGUAAGAAGCCGGAGCAGCAGAAACAUUGUAACCAAGUGCAACCAAAGAAAAAAGUUAAGGCUAAAGGAAAGUUAGUGCGCAGUAUGGCUGUCUGCGAGGAGUCCUCACUAUUUGAAGAAAUCCAGCCAUCUCCAGACACAAACAUCUCAUCUAGCUGCCAUGGUGAUGAGGAGGAAGAGCAGGAGAGGAGCACAGAUCCAAAGAAACAUUCACUGUCCAAAGAGUCCAGCGUGGAGUACACCGACUCCACCGGCAUAGACCUGCACCAGUUUAUCGUCGACACCCUCAACAGCAACCCCAGAGACCGCAUGAUGCUGCUUAAACUGGAACAGGACAUGAUCGACUUCAUCACCAGCAACAGCCCUUUUAAGAAGUUCCCUCACAUGUCGUCCUAUCACCGUAUGCUUGUCCAUCGGGUGGCGGCCUACUUUGGCAUGGAGCACAAUGUAGACCAGACAGGCAAGUCUGUCAUCAUCAACAGGACCAGCAGCACACGCAUACCGGAGCAGCGUUUUUUGGACGAGGUGCAUAAGGACAAGACAGAAGAAAUCCACUGUUGGAAAGUUAUUUUGAAGAGAGACAGCAGCUCAGAUGACCAGAACCGACUACACCCCUUACGGGAGAAGCAAAGUAAGUCAAUGGAGGAGAGAGAGGAGGAGUACCAAAGAGCACGAGACCGAAUCUUUAACCAAGAGCCUCUCUGCACCCAGGAGAGCGCCCAUGCAGAAACCAGGGCUGUGGAGGAGUACAAUCCAUAUGCUGAGACCCAGAGGAGAAGGCAGCUCUUCAGGGGGAGCCGUGACAGCUCAGGGUCAAGUUGGACAGGCAGCAGCAGGCAGAGCAGCACUGAGACCGACUGUCGCUACAGCAACGACCCCCGACCUUGGAGCAGCACCGACUCCGAUUCCUCCCACCAAUGGACAACUCCCGCCUCGAAACCCCGUCAACCUGCCAACCACAGCUGGGAAUCACGAGGUUCAGGCUCCAUCUCUCUGUUCAGACUACCAUCCACUUGUCCCCACCCCUCCUCUCCUUCCAUUAUCGAAGAGCCGGCUCACAACUCUGCGUACAUCAUGGAGAACGGGAUCCCACCGGGAAGCAUAUUAGUGAACCCACAUACUGGGCAGCCUUUCCUGAAUCCUGAUGGAACCCCUGCUGUGUACAACCCUCCAGACAGUCAGCAGCCAAUCAGGAGCCAGACUCAGCUCCAAGGCUCUCCCUCUCAGCAGCAGCAACAGCAGCCGGUGGUUCAGUACUCGUCUGUGUCUUACAAAGCUCCACAGAUGUUGCCUCUCACUCCCUCACAGCCAUACUCAACAAUUGAAGACCUCUCCUCGCAGUUUUCACAUGUGACAGUGAGCUGUCAGUCAACGUGUGAAGCCCCACCUCUCUACCCUCCCAGUCAGGGUUACAUCUAUGCAGCUCCUCCUCCUCCCCCUCCCAACCCCCCCAGUUACUGCCAGCCCUCACCUCAGGUGCCUGUGUAUUACUACGGCCAGUACCCUACCUCAGCCCAGCAUGGAUGCAGGCCUGUCUCACCCAGCCAGCAUAUCCACAGCCAAGUAGCACAACCAACAGCAGGUUAUGCCCCUUCCGUGGGGGUGCAGCAGUCUUCCCACAACCAGGCCCAAGCUGUGCUGGGAACCUACUCACCAAUGGCCUCUCAUCAGUGUAGCAUGGUUCAGGGAGGUGUUUCAGUGUCCUAUCCCCAAAGUAAAGUUGCGAGCGGGGCAGGUGGGGAGAUGGGUUACUGCUGCGUGGUAACCCCACCCUCACACCACGGCAGCUGCCAUCCUCCCAGCUGCAACAACCUCAGUGCUCCAGCCUGGAGCGCACAGUACUGAUGAUGCCUCGACGGAUGGAGGGAUGAUACUUUGGUUCCUGUGUGAACUCACCACACAUACUUAACACAAACAACUUUUUUUCCCCUGUCCCACUCUUCCCUCCCUUCUCACCUACACCCACCUCCUUCCUGAUGAUGCCCACAAGGCACACCGUUCACACACACGAGCAUGUACACACACAACAUACCAACUCACAUACAUAAAUGUACCACUGUACCAAAGCUAAAUAGUAUAUAUCAGAGCUGCUGUAUUGAAUGCAUAAUUUAUAUACACAAAUGGAGUUUUAUAUUGAUAUUAAAUUAUAUAUUGUGUUUUAAGGAAAUGCACUGUGUGAAGAGAAUAAAAUGCUAUGGCUGGAUUGAUGAGGUCACAUUUCUAUAUCAUCCUGUCUCUUUAUGCCUCUAAUGUUGAUGAGGAUGCUAAUGGGAAUGGAUGCAG